AUGUCUGCCCAUGGUAUGGAAAAUGACUUUCAGCUGUUCUCUUCUCGUCGACAGUCCGGCGGGGGAGAUUCUCGCUUCCAACAUCAACCCAGCGAGAACCACAACCAAGACUGGACACAGUGGAUGCGGUGGGAUGAACCGAUGUUCACAGAUAGUGACCAGAAGCAUGUCGACCGCCCCAUGGAUCUCCCAUUUGUCUCCCCGCACACCAGUAUGAGCUCAUCUCCAAAUCAGCUUCAACCUACAGAUUUCUCUCCGCAACUUCCGCUAGGGUUGAUGGAAAUUCCGUCCGAUCAUACGCACCAGAGGGGCUCAAUAGUGUCAAACUACCAAGGCCUAGUCUCUCCCAUUUCUAGUGUGGGGGCUAGCCGAAAGCGAAAGACGGGUAGCGACGAUGAUGCCACCACUGUGACUGGUCCUGUUCAGCCCGGUAAAAAGAUGCCGGCGAAGAAGCGAGCACACAAUGUCAUUGAAAAGCGAUACCGGGCCAAUCUGAAUGAGAAAAUUGCCGAACUACGCGACAGUGUACCGAGUUUACGAACAACGAAGAACGCCAACGGUGAAUCCAACGAGGAUGAUGAGGAUGGGGAGGGUGCUCAGUCUGCAAGCAAGCUGAACAAGGCUUCUAUCUUGUCAAAGGCAACGGAAUACAUCAAGCACUUGGAAAUUCGCAACAAGAGAUUGGAAGACGAGAAUACCGCUCUCAAGAACCGUCUUCGUCAGGUCGAUAAAGCAGCCGACCAAGCUGUCACCUCGUCCGCCUCCGUAUCUUCACCUAGCAACUACACUGCUUCCAGCGAUUCAAACGCGGGGACAUCGCCAAGUGUGUUCUCCCAGCCCGAGGAGCUCGAUGGUAGCUCCCCUGGCUCGUCCGCAUCGCAUCCUCCGGAGGGUCUUAUUAAGGUUCCGGAUGCAUUCAAACGGAUGCGUGAAGAGGGUCAAAAGGGAAUAUUUGCAGAGUCAUAUAUGAAGUCUUCUCCACGGGCUACUGGUGGCUCUGACUAUGGCCGCGAAGAUGGGUCCCGGAGACGGUCCAAGCUGCCCAACAAGUAUAUGCUGGGUGCUCUAGCUGGGCUAAUGGUGCUCGAAGGCUUUGGUUCAGAUGAAAGCGAGACUGAGGCGAAAGGCCUGUUUGCUCUUCCUUUGAAUCUACUCCGUCGAUUGCAGUCUCCUAGUCUAGCUCACUGGGAGUACUACCUCAGAAACUUCUGGCAUUCCUGGCAUGCACGCGCUAUUUCACAUGUCCUUCUUUUGGCGACUCUGGUUGUCGGAAGUGCGUUCAUUGUUUUCGUUUACCUUUUCAACGCUCAACCAGCCACACAGCGUGCCUCGCCCAAGCAGGUCGCCGAGACCCAGAAUGGCGCCCCCACCUCCAGCGACUUUAGGCGACAGGCCUGGCUUACCAGCAUGCAACGAGUCGGUGUGCCACGUCACCGAUUCUUCCGCGAAUGGUACGUGGUGACGUCGCGCUGCUUUGAAUAUGUUCUUCGAUGCUUAAUGGGAUGGAAAAUUUACUCUUGGGUUACGGGUAUUACCGAGGAAGAUGAAAGAGGCCGAGUGAAGACAUGGGAUAUUGCCAUUGAUGCCCAGCUCACUGGAGGCGACGCUGAGAUUACCAAGAGUCGCCUGGUUCUCACAAUCUUUGCGGCUGGCACACUUCCUAGCAGCCCUAUGCGGAUGAUGCUGAAGGCGCUGCAUGUGCGCAUUCUAAUGUGGAGAGUUGGAGAGCCUGGUUCCUGGACCUUCCAUGUCUCUAAUGACAUUGCUCGUGCUCUUGCGAACUACCAGUGGGGUGUCGCGAGAGAAAUCAACAGCGCACUCCCCGAGGGCCAUCCAGAUCAGGUCCCAAGCCACCUUGCCGAGCUCCUUAAGCUUGAGUGUGAGGAUGUCAUGAUCGAUGCUAUCAUUCAGCGCGCCGUGAACCUGACAUGGAAUCGACCAACACAGGAGGGUACUGGAGAUGACGAAGUUCUUCUUGACGUUGUCGAGGAAGACCCUGCCAUCCAAUGCUCUGUGGAUGCUCUUGCGGCUUGGUGGUCCAGUCACCUUCUCCAGACUGCCCUUCUCAAGUACAUGGAAGCCAGCGAAGGGGGGACCUGUGUCCAAAAUAAGCCGUGA
Molecule: messenger RNA, 2118 nt
Organism: Penicillium pulvis
Lineage: Eukaryota; Fungi; Ascomycota; Eurotiomycetes; Eurotiales; Aspergillaceae
Product: basic helix-loop-helix domain-containing protein
Exons: 1
Coding region: 1-2118 (705 amino acids)
Biological process (GO): positive regulation of transcription by RNA polymerase II; SREBP signaling pathway
Molecular function (GO): protein dimerization activity
Source: RefSeq, a predicted model, not a curated record